AUGAUGGCAAACAAUAUUGAUUUCAGCUCCCUGAAGGCUAGGGCUAUCGGUUCUGGUCUUGACGAAGAGGCUGUUACGGUUAACACUCGAGCUCUGAUUGAUAAAGUGCUGGCUCGAUACUCUGGAGAAUGGACUGUGCUACGAGAACUGCUUCAGAAUGCUGCCGAUGCCUCUGCCACUCGCGUGGUCAUUAAGCUGGAAACUACGCCGUCUACGACAGUGCCUGCGCCGAUUUCCACAGAUGAUAACACUCUUAUAAAACAUGUCAUAUCACAUCACACCAUAAAACGGCUCACGCUACGAAAUAAUGGAACUCCAUUCAACGCUAAUGACUGGGCUCGGCUGAAGCGGAUCGCGGAGGGAAACCCAGACGAGACAAAGAUAGGAGCUUUUGGCGUUGGAUUUUACAGUGUAUUCUCUGAUUGUGAAGAACCCUUUGUUUCCUCGGGCAAGGAGGCGAUCGCAUUUUACUGGAAAGAGAACGCGCUCUUCACCCGUCGCUUAAAGCUAGACGAGAGAGACUGCAGCCCAGAUACGGUCUUUGUGCUUGACUAUAGAAAUACCAGCUCGCCGGUACCUGGGCUCAUGUCACUCUGCCAGUUCCUUGCAAGUAGUCUCACGUUUGUUGGACUAGAAGCUAUAGAACUUUGGCUCGAUAAUUGGAACUUGUUAAAAUUGUCAAAGAAGCUUGCCCCGAGUGUUCUGGUAACGAUACCCAGAGACAUAGCAACUAAGACUCCAGAUGGAAUAAUGAGGAUAGCCGAUAUUACGCGAGAGGUCGCGCAGCUAGAUGCGGCUUGCAUGAAAGCCGUUGGCUGGAAAUCUCCGUCCAACUCGUCCAGAUACGAGGGAAACCGGGUGCAUGACACCACGGCAUCACUAAGGAGCUUUUUCUCUCGACUUACUGGCUCAUCUACAGGCGAUGACAAACUGACUAAAUCUGAGAGAUCCGGCCGAAACGGCGCUGAGGAAGCCCUCGUUUCUUACAAUACAUCGUCAGUAUUUCUGCAAAUUACCACUGGCCAUAUAAAAACUUCAGUUACCUCGUCGUUUAGCCGUGAGCUGGAACGUGCAACGAAGAAACCUCCUCCAAAAACCACGAAGCUUGCGAUACUUACCUCGUCAUACACGGCAUCUCCCUCCUCAGAAGCGCCGGAGGGUCAGGAUAUCUUUAGCAGUGUCAUCCCAUCACGUUCCGGAAGAAUUUAUAUUGGUUUCCCGACCCAUCAGACAACAGGUUUAAACGCUCACGUUUCUGCGCCUUCCUUGAUUCCAACUGUGGAGCGUGAGAGCAUUGACUUGAAUGCUCGAUGGGUUCGCACAUGGAAUCUUGAGCUUUUAAAGGCUGUUGGAAUCGUAUGCAGAAUUGCUUGGUCUGCUGAGAUGUCAUCCUUGAAGGAUCAACUUCUGUUCAGGCUUAAGCAGGCUGGAAAAGCUACUCUUCAGAUUGAAGAUAUUAAUGCAGUCCUUUCGGAGGCCAUUCAUAUAUCUAAUCAGUUUGUCUUUCGGGAGUCAACUCCCACUUCCCAGGUAGGGCAGGCGGUUGAAGAUUCGUUUUGGACAUGUAGCCAAAAUGCUUACCUGGAGAUACUAUCCACUCGUGGUAUUCUUCCAAGCCACCAGGUCCGGACUGCGCCAAAGGACCUUAGUUUUAUGGACGGAAUCCCUGUCCUCCCCGAGAGGCUGGUGCUUGAAGCUAAAGGGUUCAUCGGGAGAUUAAUCGAAUUUGGGUUAAUCACUGAAGUUACAAUAUCUGAUAUGAAGACUGAGCUAGAAAAUAAGGCCUUGACCUCAUCGCAGCUUCAUGAAUUUAUCUCUUGGAUCAGCCGAAAAUCCGUUAGUGGAGAAAUUAAUCAAUCUACCGUCAAAGCUCUUCUUGGAGUUGCCGUGGCCAACAAUGACGAAGGCGACAGCGGCCCGGCGCUGCUUGUGUUAAGAGACAUUAGCUGCUUUGCUAACUUAAGUCGGAUACCCUUGGAAAUGCCAUUGCCUCCAUUUGUUUUACCGCCCAAAUACUCCAAAACCCUGUCACCAAAUGGCUUAACUUCAAUUGGCUGGCAGGAAUUGCAAGUUGAUGCCUGGGUGCAAUGGUUGGUACAUAACGCUUCUAACCGCGCUCUUCUAUCAGCGGAGCAGGAUAUCACACGCUCACAAAGCUUCUCUGCCCGUGUUCUUCCGGUCAUCUCGAAACAAUGGGACAUCCUGUCACCUACCUCGAAAAUGGGACUUAUUGAUGUUCUGCGGCAACAUACAAUUAUUCCUACAAAGGGAGGGAUGCGAAAACCCCAGGAAGCAUAUUUCCCAUCCGUCCGAAUUUUCGACGACCUUCCAAUUGUCACGGGCUUAAACAGCGUCAAGGAGAAAUUUCUCGUUUCUCUGGGUGUGCGGAAAACUGUAGACAUCAGCAUUAUCUUUGAGCGUCUCUUAAGCGGCCCUGAAAACGGGACAGACGCAAGUGAAGGAAGCCAGGGGAAAUGGAGUCAUGUCGAAUUAAUCAAGUACUUGGCGUCUGUCCGUCAGGACAUACCCCCGGAAGAUACGAUAAAACUCCGCAAGGCUAGAAUAUGUUCUGCUGAGGUGAGAGGGGAAGAGAAACCUUCCCGUCAGCGUUACCAAGUCUCGCAACUAUUCGAGCCGAAUGAUGCUCUAAGGGACUUGGGCUUCCCACUCUUGUAUUGGCCAGGGAAAUACGUUCCAUUAAGCCCUGAAGGCAGAUUCUUAUUAUCCCUAGGUCUAAAGAGCGUACCAACUGCCCCAGAAAUGAUCAAGGUCAUGGCGGAUGCUGCAGCUGCAAAUGACAUGAAACUACGAGACAAAGCUAUGGGUUAUUUUAUUACCCAUCACGUAUCCAACAAUUAUGCCAGCUUCGACUAUAGUCAAUCAACUGCCCCCUUUCUUCCUAUUGAGGGCGGAGGUCUAAGCAAUCCUUCCAAUUGCUUUACUGCUGAAGGGGCUGCGUUAUUUGGGUUCGAUAUUCUUCGAAGGGAUUUGCACCCCCAUGCUUUAAAAUUUGGUGUUAAUCAACACCCUUCCAUUAACGAAUGUAUAACCAUUCUUAUCCGAAAACGUCCAGAAUCAAAACCUCAAGCGAAAGCCUUGUUUAAAUAUAUGGCAAGCCGUGUUGCGGAGAUAAAUCCAGCAUCCGCCGCCCGCCUUGGGCAAGCUCCAAUCGUUCCCAUAUAUCGGAAAUCCCUAACCGAAAAGGGCACUACAACGAUACAUUAUGUCGCGCCCCGUGACUGCUAUCUUGGUGACUCUGAGGACUACGGCGAUAUUUUUGAAUUUGUGGACUUCGGUUCUGAAGGAAACUUGUUUCUCCUUUCGUGUGGCUCCAAGCGACAGCCAACACACUGCGAAUUGGCGUCUAUUUUGGUCAAAGAACCUACGAGGAUAUCUUCUAAACUUCAAAGCUCUGAGAAAUACCUAAGACUGCUACGAGGGAUUGCGGAGAACCUUUCCACCAUCAAGAAAGAUAAAAGCCUUUUUGCGGAAAUGAAAAAAGCACCGUUUCUAUUCGCUAGUAAAGAAAUUCCUCGCACGCCAACGGCAAAGAAGUCACUCUUAGAUACCGGAGAAUUCAGCGAUGAGGAGGAUGAAGAUCAAGCCAUCAAAGAGUGGCAUUUGACGAAGGCAGCUGAUGCUGUUAUUGUGGAUGAUUACUCCAGCUUUAGUCUGUUCAAAGAGAAGCUGCUUGCGGCUCCACAAGAAGAGUUACUCGAAGAUAUGUAUUCCACUCUGGGCUCUCCAAAUUUGAGUAGCUUGGUCGACGAACAGGCCCAAUGCGGCCGACUCAGUUCAGAUCAGCGCAGCGCAUGGAAGCUACAAAGGCACAUCUACGAACGGUCGAGGCUUUUCUUGCAUGAUCUUCCACGCGAUACGAUACGACAUGACACCCGAUGGUUAGAAAAAAACCUAAGCGUGCAAAUGGUACAGGGAAUAAAGCUGCGGCGCUCUCUACGAGGUUGGGGGAUGUCGCAUGUGGAAGACCGUAGUGCGGUGAUGAUACAGAAACCCAAUAGUAUUGUCCUUUCAAUUUCGGAGGGACGACCCGAUUUAUAUCAGGUCAGCCAGGCCCUUGUAAGUACGAUACUAUUGAGGCCUAAACUGCACUCUACUCUCACCCUGGAGAUGCUGUUGAAGACAGAUCUCCUCGAGCUCCGCGCAAGGGGGUAUAAUGUUGAAAGAAUUCUUCGGCAGAAGGCAGCAGAGGCAAGAAUUGCUGAGCAGCAGCGACAGGACCAGCAUGAAAAGGAGAGGCAACAAAUGCAGCAGAUGCAAGAAAUGGAACAAAAGAGAAUGCAAGAACUUGAGGAAUCGCAGCGGCAAGCUGUUCAACAACAACACGAAGCAGCUAUGCCUGGAUUUUUCCCGGGCUCCCCAACAAAUUCUCUAACCAGACGUCAACCUCCGCCUGUGCCUGCAGCUUCAGGCGAAAACCAUCCGCCACCAGGUCUCUUUUCAGAUUUCGCGAAGCGAUUUGGUCUGAAUGACUAUAUCCAGAAGAAGCCACUUGAGACCGCGCAGAACCUAAAAAAGCGCCUGUCUGACAAAUUUACUCCCAGUGAUGAAGGUACCAAGGAUCCUAAUCAGCUUGUCACUACCUCCCCAGAAGCAUUACAGUCACAAUUGCUAUCCGCCAUCAAUGCUUCACGGCCAUUCACAUCGAAUGAAAUGCGUAGCCAGGGUCAGCAAAAAGAGAUUGAAGAAAAGAAAACAUAUUGUGAUGAACGCCCUGCUCAUGAUUUGAAAUUCCUCUGUGUCGUAGGAGGAGUGAAGGCAUUCAUUGGAAAGGAGUUCAAUGACCCAGACAGCUUUCUUCGCGCUAAUCACGCUAAUAUGGUGAUAUUUACGGCAAUACUCAUAGACUGUGCUAAGAUAUUCAAUCUUCGUCUCGAGACUCUCAGCAUAUUUUAUGAGAAUAGCGGUAAGACCAUUGCUUUCAACUCAAGCGGCAGCUUGUUCUGCAACUAUGCAUAUUUCGAGCGCCUCCACCUCGAGAAAGUGGCUCGGGGUGACCGGAAAGAAGGACUGGUGUAUUGGUUUGUGAUUCUCUGCCAUGAACUUGCCCAUAAUAUUGUGGCCGAUCAUGGGCCAGAACAUGGUUUUUAUACGUAA
Messenger RNA from Arthroderma uncinatum, 5115 nucleotides. RefSeq lists its product as uncharacterized. The record is from RefSeq and is a predicted model, not a curated record. NCBI's taxonomy places the organism in Eukaryota, Fungi, Ascomycota, Eurotiomycetes, Onygenales, Arthrodermataceae. Bases 1 to 5115 code for a protein of 1704 amino acids. The transcript is spliced from 2 exons.